AUGCCGCCAGUCAGCAAAUGGACGCCGAUUGCGCGAUUCCCGGUCACCAAACUUAUCAGCCAACAUGUUAAGAAGUUUGCGGGCAAGAAGAUCAAUGCGCAAUCAGGAUAUGUGAGCGAGCAGCUAUGCUCGCACUCACUCCAACGCCUAUCUCCGUACCUCCUCCGCAACAAACCACUGGAUAUCAUUGAUCUAUGGCCAGGAGAUGGAGUUUGGUCCUCCCAGGUCAACGAAUACCUCCAGCCCCGUCGGCAUAUUAUGAUUGAACCAGACUUAGACGCAUACGGACCCUUACUCAAACCAUUGGCCAAAACAAAAUCAUCUUUUAAGCUCGCAUCUGGAAACAUCUACACUACAAAUUGGACCGAUGUAUUCAGCAAAUACCUACCAGAACAAUCUCCACCAGAAAAGACCUCGGGAGGCAGCUUACCCAAAAACGACACUCUAUUAGUCCUCGCCAAACCACCCAUCCCCAAUUCGCCCAAGGACCAUUACACCCCGGCACGAUGGUGGGCCGCAGUCAUGGAAAGCUGCAUGUUACAAACAGGACUAAAUGCGUACGGCAGUGUACGAAUCCUGGCUACCUUCCCCCUUCUCGAAAUACAAUCAAUCCUCCCCCGGACCGUCUUCGAUCGCAAGCGCCCUGCUCUCCUAACAGAAAAUGUGGCAUUACAUGCCUUCGAAGUGGCCAGUAGCUACGAACCUGAGCCCUGGUAUAGUCUUAAAACAUGGGACUCCAUUCAACACAACUUCCGGCGUGUAGCCGAGAGAGCUACAACCCAAGGCGUGGAAACUCCUCUUGGUCGCGAAGGACCUGCACUAGAAUUAGCGCCCGAUAGCCCGAAACCCCAAAAGGGAAUCCCGUAUCACCCCCGGGCUCGCACAGAAGGUCACGAUCAUUUCAUGCAAAUCAUUGAAAAGCACGCGAAAAUGGAGGCCAAAAGUACCCCUGAUGAUCCUAAAUUGGUUAAAUCCAAACGCGACGCGAGCAGAGCUAUGACGUCACUAAAAUUUGACAAUCACACUGCGUUGAUCCGAGAAAGCUUGACUUCCGACCAGAUGGCGAUUGACGGGCGAAUGCGAGAUCUGUCUAUUGCCGCUGCAGAUCCCAAUGUUACCGCUACCAAGCUACAGGAGCUUGAUAAGGAGGUUGGGGAUAUGCAAAGCGCCUUGACGGAGCGGAUCUCUCAAAUUCACUUCCGUUUACAUCGUAGCUGGGAUCGGAAUUUGGAUGAUGCUCGAAUUGAAGCUCGGUCUAAGAAUUUGGAUGACUCCGUUCUCCUCUGGGAUAAGCGACCUUUUCAGCCUCUGCAUAUCAAGUCCGACGAAGUGUUCCCCGGCGCGGCGCGAACAUUGGUGUAUUUCGAAGCUGAAGAGAAACCCGCUUCAAUUUACGGACUACGCAAUGUCCCUGUUGAAAAGCGCCAACAAUUGAUGCAGCUCUUUGAGGCAUUGUCCGGUGCUUUCGGCACCCGUCACCAUAUGACCAUUGCCGAACUGACAGAUGCCAUUUUCCCCGGGCGCACGGCAAAUGAGCUCGUCCAGUCCAUGCCCGGCCUCAUUAAAUACGCAGCGAAGCGACUCAAACCAAACUGUGGACCCAAGCCACUGCCCGACGGCCACACCAACCCCGAAGAGUGUUACCAAGAAAACAUCGAUUACGAUCUAAGUGACUGCCGACUACGAUGCCUCCCAGCGCAAACAUUAUGGGAAAUCGUGCUGGAAUACCAGAAGGAUGCGCUGGAUCUCUCAUCGCUUCAAUUCCUUCGACUUCUUGGGGGAACUCUGACGUCCUUUCGGGCCGGGGACUACUCCGUAUACGAGGCUAAAAGUAUGCGCUAG
This is a messenger RNA of Penicillium angulare, 1842 nucleotides long. RefSeq lists its product as uncharacterized. Bases 1 to 1842 code for a protein of 613 amino acids. NCBI's taxonomy places the organism in Eukaryota, Fungi, Ascomycota, Eurotiomycetes, Eurotiales, Aspergillaceae. The record is from RefSeq and is a predicted model, not a curated record. The transcript is spliced from 2 exons.